AUGCCCAAUUCGACUGAUGAGAAAUCUGAAUACUCACCGUCAUUGAUCAAAAGAGAAAAUUGGUUCAAGCUUGUAGAGGAAUACUCACGACGGAAUCUGACUCAUGAAAAGGACAAGGUGCCAGCAAUACUGGGACUUGCACAAGCUAUGACAGCGGAGUAUGACACUUACUGCGCAGGAUUAUUCACCAGCCAAAUACCAUCAUCACUUCUCUGGAGGACCACAAUUGAGUUCUUGGAUGAGGGCACUGUGCUAAGAAGGCCCUUUCAAUACAGCGCCCCUAGCUGCUCCUGGGCCGCAGUAGAGGGACCAGUCUCUUUUGACAGCCAAAGACUCUUCAAUAUCGGAGAAGGUCUCAAUUAUGAACAUAGUCCUGAUGAUUUUGGUGAUUUCACAUUGCUACAAGUGUUCACUAAUACUCCAGAAGCCGAGAGCCUUACGCCGGAUCGAAAGAGUUUUAUCCAGCUUCGUGGCCGCUUUAUCUCAUGUCAAGCUGCCCCUUCACCCCUUUUUGAAGGCGACCGUACGGACACAAUUUUUACAGCAAUGGAUCGCAAAGAGCAAAGGAUAGGACUCGUCCACCCUGACAUACCCACUGAAUUGAAGCCCUACCAGGGAUUCUUUUGCCUAGAAAUACGAAAAGAGCACUAUGCAUCUAAAGACAUCAUGCCUUACGAACUGUUCGGUCGAAAUAUUGAGCUAGAAGACGAGGAAUCUUCAAGAGCGAUGGUAAUGGGAUUGGCACUGGUGAAGGAUGAUGAACGUAUUGGUGCGUGCAAGCGGAUAGGACUCUGCCGCUGGAUGAUAAGAUCGUGCUUUGCCAACGCGGAAAUUGUCGAUAUCAAGAUCUACUGA
This is a messenger RNA of Bacidia gigantensis, 855 nucleotides long. RefSeq lists its product as uncharacterized. The transcript has a single exon. The record is from RefSeq and is a predicted model, not a curated record. NCBI's taxonomy places the organism in Eukaryota, Fungi, Ascomycota, Lecanoromycetes, Lecanorales, Ramalinaceae. The coding region runs from base 1 to 855 and encodes 284 amino acids.